Molecule: messenger RNA, 1570 nt
Organism: Leptonychotes weddellii (Weddell seal)
Lineage: Eukaryota; Metazoa; Chordata; Mammalia; Carnivora; Phocidae
Gene: DACT1
Product: dishevelled binding antagonist of beta catenin 1
Biological process (GO): regulation of Wnt signaling pathway, planar cell polarity pathway; negative regulation of canonical Wnt signaling pathway; negative regulation of JNK cascade
Cellular component (GO): cytoplasm
Source: RefSeq, a predicted model, not a curated record
CGGGAGCGGCAGGAGGCCACGCUGGCCGGGCUGGCGGAGCUGGAGUACCUGCGCCAGCGCCAAGAGCUGCUGGUUCGGGGCGCCCUGCGUGGCGCCGGGGGCUCGGGAGUCGCUGCGCCCCGCGCUGGGGAGCUGCCGGCGGAGGCGGUGCAACGCAGCCGCCUGGAGGAGAAGUUCUUGGAGGAGAAUAUCUUGCUGCUGCGGAAGCAAUUGAAUUGUUUGAGGAGAAGAGAUGCUGGUUUGUUGAAUCAGUUGCAAGAACUUGACAAGCAGAUAAGUGACCUGAGACUAGAUGUAGAAAAGACAUCUGAAGAGCACCUGGAGACAGACAGUCGGCCCAGCUCAGGGUUUUAUGAGCUGAGUGAUGGGGCUUCAGGAUCCCUUUCCAAUUCCUCUAACUCGGUCUUCAGUGAGUGUUUAUCCAGUUGUCAUUCCAGUACCUGCUUUUGCAGCCCCUUGGAGGCAACCUUGACGAUCUCCGAUGGUUGCCCCAAAUCUGCAGAUCUCAUAGGAUGGUUGGAAUAUAAAGAAGGCCACUGUGAAGACCAGGCCUCGGGGGCAGUUUGCCAUUCCCAAUCCACAUCACAAUUUAAUUCCCUUGGUAUCAUUGCAGAUGUGAAUCCCAAGUACCAGUGUGAUCUGGUGUCUAAAAACGGGAAUGAUGUGUAUCGCUAUCCCAGUCCUCUUCAUGCCGUGGCGGUGCAGAGCCCAAUGUUUCUCCUUUGCCUGACGGGCAACCCUCUGAGGGAAGAGGAGAGGCUUGGUAACCAUGCCAGUGACAUUUGUGUGGGAUCUGAGCUGGACGCCAUCAAGACAGACACUUCCUUACCAGCUCCAAGCAGUUUGUGGUCUGCUCCCCAUCCAUCGUCCAGUAAGAAAAUGGAUGGCUACAUUCUGAGCCUGGUCCAGAAAAAAACACACCCUGUAAGGACCAACAAACCAAGAACCAGUGUGAAUGCUGACCCCACAAAAGGGCUUCUGAGGAAUGGGAGCCUCUGUGUCAGAGUGACUGGGGGUGUCUCACAGGGCAACAGCGGGAACCUUAAGAAUUCUAAACAGGUGCUUUUGCCCUCUGGCGGAAUCCCCUCUUUGGACAACGGGACAUUCUCCCCACUGAAGCCGUGGUCAAAAGAAUCAAAGGCAGACCAAGUGGAAAGCAAGAGGUUGUCCCCGCCGGAGGGCUGCUCGCCAGGCGCUGCCACUGAACUUCCAAGUAAGCAUCUGCCCAAAAAUGCCAAGGCCGCCUCCCAGGAACACGCUCGGUGUCCCACCGCUGUGACAGGGGAGUCCCCCAAAGACGGCAUUCAGGUCCUAGCCGCCUCCCCAAAGGAGAGCCCCGGGAGGGGCCCCGCGCUGCCGCAGGAGAACAAAGUCGUCCAGCCACUGAAAAAGCUGUCCCCGAAAAGCGGCCUGCCGCCUGCCCCUCCAGCAGCGCCCCUUCCUGGCCCGGCUGCGCUGCUGUCUUCCGCUUUCGCCGUGGAAGAGCGGCCGGCGCUGGAUUUCAAGAGCGAGGGCUCCUCUUCUCAGAGCCUGGAGGAAGGGCCCCCGGCGAAGGCGCCGUCGGUCCCGG